Molecule: messenger RNA, 289 nt
Organism: Scutellospora calospora
Lineage: Eukaryota; Fungi; Glomeromycota; Glomeromycetes; Diversisporales; Gigasporaceae
Source: the annotation of a GenBank genome assembly
AUGAGUUUAAUUCCAAAGUUUAUUCUCAAUAAUGGAAUUACAAUUCCUGCUCUUGGCCUCGGUACAUUUCGUAUAAAAGAUCCCGAAACUGUAGAAUUUGUAGUAAGAACUGCAGUUUCGUGUGGUUACAGACAAAUCGAUUCAGCAAUUGGAUACAGGAAUGAAGAAACUAUAGGGAAAGUUAUUAAUGAAUUAAUCAAGGAUACUUCAUUGAAUUUAAAACGAGAAGAUUUUUUUAUUACAAGCAAACUUCCUCCAAGUGAUCAAGGAUAUGAUAAUUGUCGUCAAG